Messenger RNA from Exaiptasia diaphana, 1170 nucleotides. RefSeq names its product low-density lipoprotein receptor-related protein 2-like. Lineage: Eukaryota; Metazoa; Cnidaria; Anthozoa; Actiniaria; Aiptasiidae. Gene Ontology annotation, cellular component: plasma membrane. Gene Ontology annotation, molecular function: protein binding. The annotation marks the transcript as partial. The record is from RefSeq and is a predicted model, not a curated record. The transcript has 3 exons.
CUUCCAUCACAAGGCUUAUCGCGGCUUGACGUGUACGUUCAUAUUGAAAGCGGGUAUCAGCAUAAAUGGUCAGCUCAAGGAUAUCAAGGAGAGGUUUGGAAAAACGGCAGUAUUCCUAUUGUUCGAAUCAAAGAAAAAUUCAAGAUAUCAUUCAACAUUUCGUCUAAUGUAAACAGAACUACAUGUGGGAUUCGAGACUUCAGACUGUCAUCGUCAGAAUGUGAUGUUUUUCCAAAGCAUGCGGAGCCUGGAUAUCGAUGUGCAGAUUCACAAUAUCAAUGUAACAAUGGAAUAUGUAUUGACAAAUAUAAAAGAUGUGARGGGMUCAAAGACGAMUGUAUCGAUGGUUCAGAUGAGGAUCGCUGUCCUUGUUUAACUAAUCAAUUUGCGUGCUUUGAUGGAUCGUGCAUGGACGUCUCUAAACUUUGCAAUAGAAAAUUAAACUGCGAAAGUGAGGAUGAAAUGCGGUGUGAUGACGGUAAUUCACUCUUCGUAAGGUUAUUUCAAACAUCGCAGGUAACAAUUAGACCACUUGGUCAAGUUAACUACGAGUUGAUAGUUCAUGCGGUGAGGCCGUAUCAACUCCUAGCUCAAGAGAUCGAGUGGUCUAAUUGCUUUAGCUUCCACUAAACUAUAGGGAAAAUUUGACGAAAGGAUCGUAAAGAACAUGUCAUGAAUAGACUAAAUAUAUUUUAGUAUAUAGGUCUGUCAUGAAUAGACUAUAUAUAUUUCAGAAGGCAAUCAGAAAUAGAGGAUAUUACAUGGGCGCGCGGAGAUACGGAUUUCAUCUUCUAGUGUUGAAAAGAUCUCUCACGAGUGAGCGUAGCACUUGGUAGCAUGAGAAGAUAAAAUUCGUACAUUGUAUCUCUGAACGGCCAUAAUAUUCUGUUUAUCAUAUAAUCACAUAUGAAAGCAAUUUAUAUCGUAAAAUACCUUUUUUCUUACUUCCACUAUAUGGAGAAACGUCGAAUGUGUUAUUUCACUAGUCAAAAUAUCAACUUUACGAAAUGGAGAAAUAUACCCGGUAUUUCAUAGAUAAUUAUAUGAUAAAGCCGGCAUAUUUGAUAGCCCCGGCAUUGUAUGGUGGAUACUUACAUAUUAAAUCAUUUCAAAGUUUGAUAGAUUCAAAAUGGAAAUCCAUUAUAUUGACAUAUAUUUUUCACUAUUUCU